Molecule: messenger RNA, 829 nt
Organism: Homarus americanus (American lobster)
Lineage: Eukaryota; Metazoa; Arthropoda; Malacostraca; Decapoda; Nephropidae
Exons: 2
Coding region: 215-751 (178 amino acids)
Source: RefSeq, a predicted model, not a curated record
CUCAUACAUGUCUACACGGUUGAAUAGCUCCUUCAUGUAUGGCGUUACUUUGAAAUCUCUGCAACAUUUUCCUUGGAACUGGAAGUGUGAGCGAACUCUAAUAAUUGCGUCAUCAUUUCAGAACCGAGCCAAUUUCUUGAUUUGGUUUUGAGGUUGACUACCGUGGAAAAUAUUCUUUCAACGACAACAGUGCUCGUUGGUGUUGUGAGGUAACAUGGAGGAGAAUCAAUUUAAGAAAAAGGAUGCCAUUCCUCUUCAACUGCCCCCUACAGAAAUAGCUGCUGACACUACUUCUGUUACUACUGUUGAACAGAGCUCUGACACUGGUGGUGAUGUUGCGUACUCAGACACUGGUGCUGCUGCUGCUGCUGCUGAACAGAGCUCUGAGGGUGGUGCUGUUGCUGACUCAGGAACUGGUGAUAAUGAUACUGCUGCUGAACAGAGCUCUGAUACUUGUGGUGCUGUUGCUGACUCGGAUAUUGGUGGUGAUGAUGCUGUAAAUGAUUCACCCCCCAACUUGAAAUUUUAUGAAAAAUUAAGAGAAAAGAGGAAAAAAAAGGUUCUUGCCGAAAAUAACUCCUCUAAUUAUCUACCCCUGUGUGGAGAUUCUAUUUUUGAACAAAUUAAUGCCGCUACUAGUGUAUCUGUACCUGUCGAUGCUACAGAUGGCUACGGCUACUACAUCACCACGGGCACGGGUGGUACAAUUAGGCCCAAUACACCAGGUCCAGAUAAGGCAAUUCUCUCUUAGUUGAUAGAUUGUACAGACUCCAAUACCAAAUGUUAAAGUAUGUAUGGAAAAAACUACAUUUUUGUUUUAUAAUUUUAU